AUGCCUGUGCAAAGAAAAUGCAAGCCCUUGAUCCUAUCGAAGAGUCAAUACAAUGCUAUGUGGGCUCAUCUGAAGCAGGAUAAGGAGAAGGAACAACUAACGAAGUCAGAAGAGGCAUAUCGGGACUAUUUGAAACGAACUUCAGAGGCGAUGACUAAGAAAUGGGAGAAUUCGAUCGAAAAUACAAGGAUUCGGAAAAGCAAGGAACGCGAAAGAGCGAAAGAAACAGCGAUUGUUCAAGAUGAGGAAUACACGAAAAAGUUGGAAAAGAUGGACGAAACAAAGCGACAAGAAAUAAUUAAGAAGGCUGAAAAACUAAUUGAAAAGAAUAAAGUUGGUCCACGGACUCUAGAAAGUGCCGCUUUGCAUUGUGAAGUUAUGAAAGAAAGAGAAAUCCAAGUGAAAUUUCGUGCAGAACAAGAACGAAUCCGUCGCGAGCAAGAGUUACAGAAAAGUCGUGAGAUUCUUGAUCAAGCUAAGCAAUGGAUCAAAAAGUCUUCUGAGAGAGUAUUAGCCGAUCGACAAAGAAAUGACGAUUGGAAGCUUGAAGUUAAGAAAUUUGCUGACCAGGAAGCGGAAAUAAGGAAAGAAAAUCAAAGGAAAAAGAUUCAAGAGGAACAAGAUAUGAUAAAAGCUGCCAAAGAGCAAUACAGGCUUGAGGAAGAAGCAAAGAAAGAAUAUGAAAGACGUAAAAAAGAGGAAUUCAAACAAAAUAUGUUAGAAGCAAUCGCCAUUAAACAAGACAAAUCAAAACAAGAACAAACCUAUCAAGAUGUCGAAAAGGUCAUAAUCGAUACUUAUGUCAAAGGAAAGUCAGAUAUUGUUCUAACAAAACGUUCAAAACAGAAAAUUAUGCAAGAUAAUGCGGAUUUAUUACGUCAAAAAGUCGGUGAGCAAUACCUUAUCACUCAACGUGAAAUCGAAGCCAAAAAGGCAGCAGAAGAUGAGAAAAUUCGAACCGCCAAAGGUCGCAAUGACUUAGACAUCAUCGAACGUCGCGAACGUGAACGCAAAGAACAAGCUGAACGCAUCAAGCAAAUGCGAAUCGAGCAGCAAAAGAACUACAUGCGCGAAAAGGAACUCAAGAAAAAGAAAAGUCAAGAGGAACUUGACAAAGAAGCUAUGGAACAAGCACGAAACAAAGCAGUAUCCAUGUCCUUCAAACAACAACGCGUACAAAGUGCUCGUCGAAAGAUGCAGCAACAACGCGAAAUGCUCGAUGAACAACUCAAAGAUCAAGCUGACGUCAUACUAACCGAUAAGGAAAUGGAUCGUCGUUUGAGUCAUCUGAACUACACAUGGGCCAUAAAUGACGACAAAGCAUUCUACACCUACGCCAAUUCCUUACUGAAAGACGCUCGCGCCAAAAAUCGACCAACGUUGAGUCUCAAACGAGCUGUUGACAGUUAUCAACGCAAUAACUUGAUAAAAUGUCGCGAUGUCGAUAACAGAGACUUUUUAUACUCAAAAGUUCCUAUAGGUCUCACACAUGAAGAUCGCGAUCCAAUUCCGCAACCUGAAGACUUGAUCGAAAACCUCAAAUUGGACGAACUAAAAGACUUGAAUCCGUACAAAAAGGAGAAAUAA
This is a messenger RNA of Culicoides brevitarsis, 1587 nucleotides long. Its product is annotated as golgin subfamily A member 6-like protein 22. Lineage: Eukaryota; Metazoa; Arthropoda; Insecta; Diptera; Ceratopogonidae. The record is from RefSeq and is a predicted model, not a curated record. Bases 1 to 1587 code for a protein of 528 amino acids. The transcript is spliced from 2 exons.